AUGUGUGAUUGUCUUAAACUAUACCAAGUUGUCUCUGAAGGCACUCAUGGCUCAAAUAUACUUGAUUUGGUGUUAACGAACAAUAAGGAGGUUGUGAAAGACGUUGUCAUACGGGCACCAAUUGGAAGUAGUGAUCACGCCUCCGUUUUAUUCAAACUUGAUCUCAAGAUUGAAGAGGUUGUGAAAUUAUCACUCCGGAGGGAUUUCAAAAAGGCGAAUUUCAAUGAUAUCUUGACUUAUCUUACUAAUCAUGAGCAUCUACCUCAACAUUUGGAAAGACUGAGUCGCAAAAAGAAUUCACUGUGGAAAAAAGCAGUAGUUAGUGACAGUCCGGCCGCCUGGGAAGCUUACAAAAGAAUAAGUUGUAUAUUUGAGAAACGACUGUAUAAAUUCCGUAGUCAAGUUGAAAAGAAAAUUAUCUAUUCUAGGAAUAAGAAUAAUCUGUAUAGAUUUCUCAGUACUAGGCUUGGCAAGAAAAAGGCACUGGGGAUCCUCCUUGAUGAAAAUGGUGUCGUGAUAACCAGUGAGAAGGAGAAAGCAGAACUUUUUGCUGCUGUGUUCCAUAAAGUGUACCUAGAGAGUGAUGGUAUCGCGGAGAAUAAAAAUAAUCUGUAUAGAUUUCUCAGUACUAGGCUUGGCAAGAAAAAGGCACUGGGGAUCCUCCUCGAUGAAAAUGGUGUCGUGAUAACCAGUGAAAAGGAGAAAGCAGAACUUUUUGCUGCUGUGUUCCAUAAAGUGUACCUAGAGAGUGAUGGUAUCGCGGAGUCAGAU
Ostertagia ostertagi is the source of this 771-nucleotide messenger RNA. Lineage: Eukaryota; Metazoa; Nematoda; Chromadorea; Rhabditida; Trichostrongylidae. The record is from the annotation of a GenBank genome assembly.